Messenger RNA from Lactuca sativa (garden lettuce), 1298 nucleotides. RefSeq lists its product as uncharacterized. Gene Ontology annotation, molecular function: zinc ion binding; nucleic acid binding. NCBI's taxonomy places the organism in Eukaryota, Viridiplantae, Streptophyta, Magnoliopsida, Asterales, Asteraceae. The record is from RefSeq and is a predicted model, not a curated record.
AUGGCUGGCAAUUCACUGAAAGAAAUGAAUACUACGUGUGGUAAAUUCGAGAAAUUUCAGGGCCAAGAUUUCAGAUGUUGGCAAAAGAAGAUGCACUUCUCGUUGACCACUUUGAAGGUUGUGUAUGUUCUAUCUACUCCAAAACCAGAAGGGGUUGAAGAUGCAAUUCUGGAACACAUCAGAAGUAGAAGCAAAUGGGAGAAUGACAACUACAUCUGCCUUGGUCACAUUCUGAAUGGUAUGUGUGAUUCCCUCUUUAACACUCAUCAAAAUAUUGAAAAUGCAAGUGAAUUAUGGAACACACUUGAAGCAAAAUAUAUUGCAGAAGAUGCUUCAAGUAAAAAGUUCAUUGUUUCUGAUUUCAACAAUUAUAAGAUGGUUGAUUCUCAAUCUGUAAUGGAACAAUAUAAUGAAAUCCUACGAAUUUAUGGUCAAUUCAAACAACUCAACAUGUAUAUGGAUGAAUCCUUUGCUGUUUCAAGUGUGAUUGAUAAACUUCCACCCUCAUGGAAAGAUUUCAAGCACCAUCUGAAACAUAGAAAGGAAGAGAUAAGUUUGAUUCAACUUGGGAGUCAUUUGAAAAUCGAAGAAGGACUUCGUGAUCAAGAUAAUGAUAAAGGAACUGGAAAGGGAGAAUCUGAAUUUGGACAACCCCAAGUUCAUAUGGUUGAUUGUGAUAAAGAAGACAAUUCUAAUAACAAGGGCAAGGGUAAAAAACGUAAGUAUGAAGGUAACAAAAAAAAGUCCAAAAAAAAACACAAGGAUUCCAAGGAACUUGUGUGUUGGAGAUGCCAUCUGAAAGGGCAUAUGAAACGUGACUGUCGGGUGAAACUUGGAAACAAAGGUGCAAGUGGUAGUGGAAAAGAUGCUGGUGGUGGCAGUGGAUCUCAUGAUCAAUCUGCAACCAAAGGGGGUUGAUACAGAUUCAUGGUGGCUUGAUACUUGUUCUACACAUCACGUGUGUAAUGAUGAACGGUGGUUCACGAAGUUGAACCUAGUAAAUAAAGGUUCUGUCUUACACGUGGCGGAUGAAGGAUCAAAGCCAAUUUUAGGAACUGGUGUUGUUAGUAUUACGUUUACUUCUAGAAAAACAAUUAGUUUCUUUGAUGUAUUGUAUGUACCAAAGGUUCGAAAGAACCUUGUGUCUAGUGGUUUGUUGAAUUGUAUGGGUUAUAAACAAGUUAUCGAGUCAAACAAGUAUGUGUUGUCUAAGUGUGGAAUAUUUGUGGGAUUUGGUUAUUAUUGUGAUCGUGUUUUUAAGUUAAAUAUUAUAAGUUGUGCAUCACAUGUCAAAUCUA